Malaya genurostris is the source of this 998-nucleotide messenger RNA. RefSeq lists its product as uncharacterized. Bases 37 to 606 code for a protein of 189 amino acids. Gene Ontology annotation, cellular component: extracellular matrix. Lineage: Eukaryota; Metazoa; Arthropoda; Insecta; Diptera; Culicidae. The transcript has 2 exons. The record is from RefSeq and is a predicted model, not a curated record.
UGUUCAUCUCUUAGUAAGCAAUCUAUUCUAGUCAAGAUGAAGUUGCUGAUCAUAUCAAUCCUUGCGAUGUCCUGCUGUGUUUCUUCCUAUCGUCAUCUGGAAACUAUCAGCGGGUAUGAUGUCAAAACGGUCCAUGAGAUAAAACCAUACAAAGUGGUUCCGCAGGAAAAACUGGAGGACGAUGUGGAAGCAAAGCUCGAAGCACUGAAUAAAAUGCUGAAGGAGCACCAACAACAGCAACAAAAAGCUAUGCAGAGCAGGAAAACGGAAGUAUCUUUGAAAACGGAAGUCCAAUCCGAAGCCGGCGUGGAAAAGGCAAUCGAAUACGAAGUGCCGAAUUAUGAGUUCGGUUAUGGUGUGAAGGAUCCCAAAACCGGCGAUCAAAAGGAACAGUGGGAAAAGCGGGUGGGUGAUCGAGUUAAAGGUACCUACAAGUUUGCCGAAUCAGACGGAACGCAGCGAGUGGUGGAAUAUGAAGCCGACGAUGAGAAAGGAUUUGAGGCGAAAGUGAAAAAUGUGGAAAAACUGGAAACUGGUCAGUUGGACGAAAAGGUGAAGGGAGAUAUUGCGCACAGUUAUAGUUAUCUGAAGAAGAUCUCCAGCUGAACUGAAUGGUCCAAACUGUGGUUCUGGAAAUGUGAGAACUGAAAAGAGCACUUUUUUUAAUACGAUAUAGAUAAGUGACGUGUUAUGAGUCCAAUAGCUCCGAAAUGCAAUAAACUGUACAGUUUUAACAAAACGAUCAAGUUCCGAAAAUGUGAUUUCGUUUGUGUCAUAUCAAGCUCGUUUAGUUUCCAAUUCGGCGUUUAAUCCAUGCUUCAGCUUAAGAUAUGUUACCAUCAAGAUGUAUAGUUGUUUAACGAACAAGUUCUAUAAUUUAUAUACUGUUUUAUACGAAAGUUAUUUUAAAAUAUCAAAAGGAUCGGUUUUAUGCUGAACAGAAACAAAAGCUGUUUUCUGUUAUAACUGUUAUAAUUAAAGCUUUUUCUUUUGAAUUA